Rhodofomes roseus is the source of this 2630-nucleotide messenger RNA. Its product is annotated as OPT oligopeptide transporter. The record is from RefSeq and is a predicted model, not a curated record. The transcript has 9 exons. Gene Ontology annotation, biological process: transmembrane transport. Gene Ontology annotation, molecular function: oligopeptide transmembrane transporter activity. NCBI's taxonomy places the organism in Eukaryota, Fungi, Basidiomycota, Agaricomycetes, Polyporales, Fomitopsidaceae. Bases 210 to 2492 code for a protein of 760 amino acids.
GGACGUCGCACUCUUGUUAUCUCGUGGGGCGGGCCCAUCACGCGCCCCAAUCCACCUAUCUCUUCGUAUGACCUGGAUUGACCCUGCAGCCCCAUCUCGUAUAAAAUCCAGGCGGCCCGGCCAAGCCUAGUUCCCAGCGAGGAGUGCCUUCCCUCUGCAAGUCGACGGUCACGUACCAGGCCGAGUUCGCCGCUACCAGCAUCUCAACCAUGGCUGAGCCGGUGUCCCACCUAGUACCUGCGUACGAGGACGAGAAGCAUCUCUCCGACAGCUCUUCCGUCGAGAAGAAGCUCGAAGACGAUGUCGUCGAUGCGCAGCUCGUCAAGGAGGUCGAGGAGAUGGAGGACCGCAUCGCCAACGACGAGGCCACCGAAGCUGAGUACCGUGUCGAGGAGGCCUACGAAGUGGCGGUGAAGGUCUUGUCCGCGAGGGACGACCCCGAGCUUCAAGCGGUCACCUUCCGUACCGUCUUCUUAGGCCUUGGCUUCUCGGCGUUCGGCGCAGUGUUAGCGCAGAUCUACUACUUCAAGCCCCAGACGCUCAGUGUCUCGACGCUACUCUUGCUCAUCCUGUCGUAUUGGUUCGGUAAUGGAAUGCACAUGAUCAUCCCUACCAAGGGCUGGUGGCGCUGGCUCAACCCUGGUCCUUUCAACAUCAAGGAGCACACGGCCAUCAUCAUUAUGUCUUCCACAGCUUCCCACUCUGCAGUUGCAAUUCAGGUCAUCUCCGUGCAGAACUUGUUCUACAACAAUGAAGUGAACCCCGGCAUUGCGAUCUUCACAUUAAUCGGAUCGCAAUUAAUUGGGUAUGGAUAUGCCGGUUUGCUAGCAGAUACACUUGUGCGCCCGACAAGAUGUUUCUGGCCUGCCACCAUCUACACUUCCAACCUGUUCCAAGCACUCCAUUACGACAGGCAGAUGACCUCGAAGCGUGUGCGUCUCUUCUGGGCCAUUUUUGCUGUCAUGUUCUGCUGGGAGAUCAUCCCUGAGUGGAUCUUCCCCCUCCUCACUGGCGUUUCGAUAUUCUGUUUGGCGGAUAACCACUCGUCCGUGAUGCGAAACAUCUUUGGCGGCGCGUCCAACAACGAGGGCAUGGGCCUUCUUGCGGUCUGCCUCGAUUGGAACCUGAUUGGAUCCAGCUGCCUCUGGGCACCGCUCUGGCUGCAGGUCAACCAGGACAUCGGUAUCUGCCUCACGUACAUUCUCAUGUCUGCCGUGUACUACGGAAACCUCUGGAAGGCCAGCAGCUUCCCGUACAUGAGCCAGGACAUCUUCUCGGAGAACGGCUCCGUGUACAACCAGACUGCGCUGCUGAGCGACGGCAGAUUCAACGCCACGAAAUACGAAGAGCUCGGGCCCGCGUACUUCUCUGCGACGAACGCGCUCUACCUGAUCACGUCGAACCUCUCGCUCGGUGCGAUCGUCACGCACAUUGCACUCUACCACCGCAACGAUCUCAAGCCGUUCGUCCUCUCGCUCAAUCCGUGGCACAAGGAUAAGCACCUCGUACACGACCCCCACUGGGAGAAGAUGAAGGCGUACAAGCAGAUCCCGCGCUGGUGGUACUUCGCCAUCCUUGUCGCUGCGUAUGGGAUCGCACAGGCGACCAACUACACUGGAGAUUCGGGCCUACCGUGGUGGGCGGUGACAAUCCUCCUCUUGAUCGGGUUCGUCUUCUGCGCCUUGUACUCCACCCUCGCCGCCACCAUUGGGUUCACCGAGUUUUCCAACUCCGGCAACGGCUUCUUCCAGAUGAUCACCGCGUACAUGGUACCCGGACGGCCCGUCGCGAACAUGUAUGGCGCACUGUACGGCGCGCACCCUCUGCAGCAGGGAAUCGCGUUCUUGCAGGACCUCAAGCUAGGCCAAUACUGCAAGCUUGCGCCGCGCGUUACGUUCUGCAUGCAGAUGGCCGGUACGGUCGUCGGUGCGGUCCUCAACUACGUCAUGAUGUUGUCCGUCAUCGACUCGCAGCGCGACGCGCUCCUAUCGAUCGCCGGAACACGUCUGUGGUCCGGUCAGAACGCCCAGAGCUACAACUCUAACGCGAUUGCAUGGGGUGCGCUCGGCCCGCAGAUGUUUGGCGCGCAUUCGACGUACAAGAUGGUCCCCAUCUCGCUGGCGGUCGGGUUGUUCCUUCCACUGCCGUUCUACAUCUGCUAUCGCAUAUGGCCCAAGGCUGGUUUCCAGAACCUGAACACGUCGAUUAUCCUACAGUACUCGUGCUAUCUCUCUGUUGGCGUGAACACGCAGGUUAAUACGGCGAUGGCGCUGGGUAUCUUCUCCCAGUGGUGGGUGCGCACGCGCUACCCGCGCUGGUUUACGAAGUACAACUACAUCGUCGCAGCGGCCCUCGACGGCGGCACCCAGGUCAUCGUGUUCAUCCUCAACUUUGCCAUCUUUGGCGCGGCAGGUCGCACAGUCCUCUUCCCGGAGUGGUGGGGUAACGACUUCAGCUUGUCUGCCGAUCGGUGCAUGUCGCCUGCAUCAUGAGCUUCAGAGUGAAUUUAGGAUGCCUGUCUCACCUUCGUGUUGAAUUUGGGUUGUCGUGUAAUGUAUCAUUAACAGGGUCUGUCACCCACGGUUGUACUGAGGGUACACUUGGUGAAGAUCUAGCAGUACUAGUCCGGU